GCACGCCUUUCCUCGUCGGUCUUGGAGUCGGAGACCGAGCCGAUUCCCGAAUCUCGAGGCGGCGCCAGACAAAUAGCCACCGCCCAACGGCCCAGGUGCGAACCGGCCCGACUAGAGAGACCCUGCGUCCUCCUUCCUGCGCCGCAAUUCGCCCGAGCGACUUCGCGCGACUCCUUUCGCUCCCUCCUCCUCCUCCGGAUUGCGGCGCGACGGCGGCCGUGAGCGCGCGGUGCUCCUCCUCCUCCUCCUCCACGCCCUCGCGCCCAGAUCCGGCCCCCAAUGGCGAGGAACCCGGCCUGCAGCGUCUACGUAGGCAACUUGGAUGAGAAGGUCCCUGAAAGAGUCUUGUAUGAGAUUCUUAUUCAGGCCGGUCAUGUAGUAGACCUACACAUACCAUGUGACAAAGAAACUGGGCGUCCCAAAGCUUUCCGGACAAGACAAGCCGUCAUCAAAUGGCAAUAAUCCAGUAAUGCCUAAACUCAACCCUAUACCAUUACCAAAGCAGCCUCAGUUUGUGCAUUCUAGUGAUACACUUGUGUCGCAUAAACCAGCAUAUCCGGUGGUAAAUGGUGGGAUUCCACAUAAUGGUUUUUCACAAGGCUAUCAUCCUUACAAUGUUCACCCUCAAGCAUUACCACCUCGACCCGUGCAUGGGCACCGAGAGUUUGUCCAUGGUACGUAUGGUUACAACAGUCAUGUAUAUGGUUCUGUUCUGAAUGCUAGCUAUGGAGGUUAUGUUGUGAAUGCUGUUGGUCAUGGAGCUAUGAGGCAACCAAUUAUUUACCCAUCCUACUAGGCAGUAGGCACCAAAGAGCGGGAGCGGGUAUAAAAAGUAUGCAGGUUAAAUGUAGCUUCUUAGUUCCUUGAAUUCUCAGUAGCAUCUUGUUUGUACCCUUGCACUUCAUUUCCAUGCAUGUAUAUAGGGCUGGUAUAUCCGUUUUAUCAACAGUAAGUUGGCAACGGAAGGCUCUGCCCAGUACAUUGUACACCCUUUGUACUUGUCUAGAAGAUAGCCUGCUAGAUCUGUUCUCUUCCUUGGAAAAUAAAGAAAUGCAAUAGCGGGGGCUGUUGCACCCCUGCUGACUCACGUAUUAAUGAUCAUAUGCGUGGAUGAUUUGAGUUAUUCCUAAAGUGCCUUGCUAUGUACUCGAAUGAUCAUUGCUGUUACUUACCCAGCAGAUGUUGAUGUCUCGGCUCCGAGGCCCCAUAUAAUCAUAAGUUCAAGUAAACUGUCCUAUGUUUGUGUCCCUGCCUAUCAUCACAGAAUUUAACCUCCAUCAGGGACAACUAAAUUUCUGGAAUGCAAUAGCACCUUGUUGUAUUACUUGGCUCUAUAGCUUUGUUGUUUGUGAUUUCUGUGCUUAGGUGUCAUUGCUUGGCUGGUAUAUCCGUUUUAUCGACGGUAAAUUGGCAACUGAAGGCUCUGCCCAGUACAUCUCCUUCCUUUUCUUUAAUCCCUGUCUAACAGAUAGCUUGGUAGAUCUUUUCUUUUCCUGGGAAUCAAAGAAAUGCAACAUUGCUGGCCGUUUUCAUGGCCUCUGGCUCGCGGAUUAAUGAUCAUAUCAAUGGAUGAUUUGAGUUAUUAUUCUUAAAGCUCCUUGUUGUGCACUCGAAUGAUCAUUGCUCUUGCCCAGAUUUCUCAGCUCUGGAGCCACGUAUAAUUAUGAAGUCAAGUAACUUCCUGUGUUUGUGGCCCUGCUUAUCAACACAGUUGAAUCCCCAUCAUGGACAACUAAGUUUCUGGAAUGUAGGCUUACCCACCAACCCUAUAUUGUUAUUGUAUUAUACUCCCUCCGUUCCAAAUUACUCGUCGUGGUUUUAGUUCAAUUUGAACUAAAACCACGACGAGUAAUUUGAAACGGAGGGAGUAUAUACUUGGCUCAAUAGCUUCGUUGUUUUGUGAUUUCUGUGCUAAGGUGUCAUUGCUGGUUUUUGUCUUUUAGCCUAGAAACUUUGCUGUUAGGUGAAGGAUAAAAUAUGUUGCGUGGUGUGUUGACAAGUUUGUUCUUUUUCCUACUAGUGAUGUUCCACCUAUCCUCUUAUGUGUAAUACUACUAACAGGUGACUUGUUCAGAUUUGUCACUGUCCAGACCACCUAAAAACUAGCCUCUAUGUUACUCUUGUGAAAGCACUAAAUUUGACUCGUGAACGUUUUGACUCACCUAACCCCAAAGUAUCUUAUCAUCGGACGAAAAUUCUACAGCAAAAAUACUUUUCUUCUCAAAUCGCAACAGCAGACCCCUUAAAGCCUUCUCCAAGGCCGAAAACCACACUUGAAGGCAUGCAUCAUUUUGCAUCAAGAUGGCGCGCUUCUCAUUGCUUCCCUCCUCAAGUAAGUUAUCUCUAAUGCUCUCUACGUCUAGGGCUUCUUUCCUUGUCUGCUUGUUUAUCCUUUAGCCACAACCGCCGUACAAGGCACAUAUCCUCUCUGCCUUUUCUGCUGCAGCUCCAACAUUAUAUGAAAACCGAAAUCAUCUCUGCAUAAAGACUGCUACUGCAGCAGCUUUACUCUGCGCCGUUUGUCUCCAAAACUUUUGCAUCUCUCAUCUGUGAUACCAGCACAUGUUGGUUUGAAGCUGCCCCUUGGCAUUCCAAGGUCACAACCUCCACAGCCAGCCACGUACAUGUAGUCUCUCCUCGACGCAAAUCUCUUCCGAGUUUGCAUGAUCUCUCGCCGAUCAAACCCGAGCGGCUUCGUCGUCUCAAGACUGGAGGCCAUGAAGGAGGCCGCCGCCGGCGCCAGCGAAGGUGACGGCCUGGAGUCCAGCGUCUUCUUCUGCGUGGCCGUGACGUCCAGGGGCAAGGACAGGCUAUCGUACUUCCGCUCCAGCGAGGUUGGCGAGGACGCGGAGGCGUCCCGUGCGCUGGCGGCGCUCUGCCUCGACCACGCGCCGGAGCACCACCAAUGGCACCACCACACCUACGACGGCAGGCGCACGUUCGCGGUCCUUGCAGCUGACGACGGCCGCACGUACCUCGCCGUCGCGGAGCCCACGCCGGGCAGCACCGAGGUCGUCCGCUUCCUGGAGCGCGUCCGUGACACGUGCGGUUCCGCGCCGAGGAGGAGGCUGCGCGACGAAGCAGUGUCCGGCCUUGUGCGGCAGUUCGUGCAAACGCUGCAGGCCGGGAUGAGCUCCUCCGCGGCUGCAAACUCGGUGAUGCUCCCCGGCGACGGUUCAUGGAGCGAGCACACGUCCGACAAGGACGAGGAGGCGCUGCCGGAGGAAGGCGCGCCACGCAGGCGGCCAGCACGGCCCUCCUGGAGGCGCACGUGGUGGCGGCGCCACGCCAUGGCCGUGAUCGGCGUGGACGUGGUGCUGUGCCUGGUGCUGUUCGGCGUGUGGAUGGCGGUGUGCCAUGGGUUCAGCUGCGUGCAGCGAUGAAGCACAUCAUCUGAGAUCGUGAUUACGUGCAUGUGCAUACCGUCCACGAAGGCUUCUACGUCGUCUUUCUUAUUGUACUUCACCAGCUAGCUAGCGACUAGCUAGAUCCAUCUAGGGAAGAAACUAAGGUCCGAGCUUAGCUUGUUGCUGCUCGACGAUUAAUUUAAUUACCUCAUGCUGAGAAACAUAUCGAGAUAUCUCAUGCUUCGUUCAUCGUCAUGUGUAAAAUCGUGGAAGUGGUCAUCUUCAUGUCCAAAUAACAAAUGGCAGAAGAUUGUUGUGAAUUGUCAGCUCAUCUUUGGAACGAUGCCGUGUCUUUCAGCGGGUC
Molecule: messenger RNA, 3711 nt
Organism: Triticum aestivum (bread wheat)
Lineage: Eukaryota; Viridiplantae; Streptophyta; Magnoliopsida; Poales; Poaceae
Product: phytolongin Phyl1.2
Exons: 4
Coding region: 2664-3383 (239 amino acids)
Cellular component (GO): membrane
Molecular function (GO): RNA binding
Source: RefSeq, a predicted model, not a curated record